UUGUAACAUUUGAACAGCUGGUGGCGGUCGGAAUGUAACAAAAGGAUCGAGAGCGGCGGCGGUGAGAGAUUUAAGAUACACUCCAGUCAAUGGGACUGAAUUUGUUCGAAACAAAAACAGAAUUACCUGGAAAAACUCAGCAGGUCUGGCAGCAUCGGCGGAGAAGAAAAGAGUUGACGUUUCGAGUCCUCAUGACCCUUCGAGGCUGGUAGAAGUUACACUGUUAACCCAGCUGGUUACCCUCUGGUUGGUAUCCGGCCGCUUAAUCGCUGACAUGGCCGAAGAGAAGAAGCUAAAGUUAAAGCGGAAGAGAGUUACCGUCCCAGCCAAGAGGGAGUUGCACCCCAAGCCCCGGCUCACGGAUGCCUGCCACCUAAUUGAAGAAGCCGCUAAGGACCCUCCCAAAGAGGAGCCAGGAACUGAGGGGAAGGGGCUGCCACUUGCUGCUUCCAGCUGGCUAAACAACGAUGAUUUGAAUGAGACUGACCACAUCUGGGCUCUUUUCAUAAAAUCUGUGUUUCCGGGCAUGGAAGUGUCAGAUUGGAAAACUGUGCCAGUGCCAGAUUUGCCAUCAAGCCCUGAGAAGAUCCUCAAAAGCACUGAACCUGUCUCCACAGAGAUCAUCUCUGCAGGCAGAAAGAUUUUUACAUGGAUACCUUUUCCACCUGCGUGCAAAGCAAUGACUCUGGAAGUAAAGCACAGAUCUCAACUGUUCCCCAGUUGGAGAGACGAUGCCUUCAGGAAUGGGGAGAUAAUGGACACCACUGAACCCAAAAUGGGCAGAUCCCAACUUUCUUUAUCAGAAACAGUGCAGAAUGAAGGCAUUUUAUCUUCUAUAGAUGUGGCAAAGUGCCUUGAUUAUACAAAAGGAAAUGCAAAAUCUGAAGGUGUUUUUGGAAUGGAUCCAACAGUAUUCUCUACAGAGCCUGCUACAAGUAAACAUGCAAAAUCUUACCCAGUAAAUGAGCAACAUGGCAGAGGACAUAUGCCAGUUGACGUUACUCACUGCCGCGUCGCAUCCCUUCAGAGAAAUCAAAAGGAACCAAAGCAAUCGGUGCUUGAAUUACAGUCCAAUCUGAAGGGCUACCAGGGGAAGAUAAAAGAGCCCAAAAUGGCAACAAGAGAGGCAUUAUGUGCUGGGAAAGACAAUGUUGAUAUCAUUACAGGGGAAUGCCAAGACCAUUCAUUCACUGUGGCUGGGUUCUGUGCCACCAGCAAGAUGAGUGCAGAAGAUGCUGUCAAUAAAGGGAGGCCUGAUGUGCAGGUGGAUGGAGAACUGGACUUGGAGAGCUGUCCAAUGUGCCUUGUCCCGUUUCCUGCAGGAUUCACUGUGUUGGAAGUUGAUAGCCAUCUCGCCAAAUGCCUCUCUGAAAGCACAGAAGAUGUGAUGUGGUAAUUACUUGGACAAAGGAGCACCAUGUUAAAGCAGCUUGGAUACAUUGCAAUGAGGCCUAUAAAUAAAGUGCUUGGGAGCUGAAAAAUGUAGUCUGCAUUUGUGGUCAUAUCUCAUGUUUCAUUGGAUUUAAAAAUUGUUUGAUAAUAACUGCCUAACUAUUCAGGAUAAUUAGCUAAGUUAGGGUUUUUUAUCCAGAUCAGUUGUUUUCAACAUCAUUUUAUCACAUCAGAUGGGGUCUUGGCUUACUGUAGACAUUGACUGUUGGCAUAUGCUUAGUUGCUUGGUUAGCAGAAUCUUUAAUUGAUAUGCUAUGAUUAUUUACUAUCCCUUUUAUUUGAAGAUAGUGACUUCUUACUGGGUGCCAGUUACCCUACAGUAUUUCACUUGUGCCUAUUGUCAUAUUUCAGUGUCUACAAUGGUGAUCAUUAGGCUAUUUUGUGCAGGAGGUCCUGUCCAAGUAUUUGCAUUCCUAAAAGAGGUCUCAGGCUAGUAAGAGGGAACCCUGGGUGAUUUUUGAAUCUGUGACUCAGGACUGCUGAGAGCUAUUAUAGCAGCACCCUUACUGCAUCUAUAGCUGAAAUGAGCCAAGUUUCCUCAAUAUUGCAAUCAGCUGUAUUACUGAGCUGCCCUCUUGAUAGGGUUAUUGAGCUUGACAAACUGAACUGUGAUAUGCAAAUAGUAUUUCUAAAUAAACCAUAAAAGUGGGAUUGCUUACCUUUUGUUGAUCAGGGUUGUUGGUUGAAAGGUUAAUCUUCUCGUGUAAGAUAUUUGAGCAUAAAAAAAAUCAGAGGAACACAUGUCUCCAAGCGUUUCAAUGUUAGGCUCCUUUUUACAUCUGUAACAGUUCUUUGUUAUGUUCACCUUAGUUCCUUUCAAGCUGAUGAAAUAGUUCAACUUGAGUCUCAGUAGAGAAAUCUUUAUCAAAUUAUAACUGUUCAAAAAAUGUGCAUAACUUUUACAAUGGAAUUUAUCACUAAGUUUGGAAACAUGGCUUGGACACCAAUACAAGCCCCAGGAUGAUAACAUUUGCCAUAUCUUUGUAAUAAAGGGUCAAAAUAAGUACAAAUAAUAAAGGAAACUUGUUUAGCAGACAAAAA
Messenger RNA from Carcharodon carcharias (great white shark), 2493 nucleotides. RefSeq lists its product as uncharacterized. The record is from RefSeq and is a predicted model, not a curated record. The transcript has 4 exons. Gene Ontology annotation, molecular function: ubiquitin binding. Lineage: Eukaryota; Metazoa; Chordata; Chondrichthyes; Lamniformes; Lamnidae. The coding region runs from base 275 to 1396 and encodes 373 amino acids.